AUGUUCUCUCAACUCUUCGUCGCAGUCUACCUCGCGCUCUUCACGGCAGCAACUCCACUGACCGUUCGCAAGAACUCGGUGACAGUGUCGCUUGCCCGUCGCAUCAACGUGAUCGGGUCCAAGACGUUUGUGGAGCUCGACAAAGCGAGAGCAAAGUCCCUCAUGCGAAGUGCCACACAGAAGGGCCACAAGUUAGCAUCUUCCGGCGCUGGCGUUUCUUUUCCGGCCACGAAUGUGGCGGCGACCACUUAUUUCGCGACGGUUCAAGUCGGUUAUCCCCCAACUCCUUUUAGCCUUAUUGUGGACACCGGCAGUUCCAACACUUGGGUUGGCGCCGACCCUUCUAAUCCUUACAUCCCGACAUCUACCUCUUACGAUACAGGCGAGCCAAUGUCUCAAACAUACGGCAGUGGUGGCGUCAAUGGCACAGAGUUCAUUGACCAAGUGAGCCUCGCCGAAGGCUUGACGAUCGCACAAUCUAUCGGUGUUGCCAACGCUUCCAUUGGCUUUAACGGGACAGACGGCAUCUUAGGUAUUGGACCAACAGAUCUUACCGCAGGUUCGCUUUCACAUACAUCUAUUUUGACCGCUUGUUUAUACGGUACAGGUUCCGUCGGGAACGGCGGACCAGUGCCUACGGUCUUGGACAAUGCGUUUGCUCAGGGUCUCAUCGACGAAAAGCUGCUAAGCGUUUCCUUUGAGCCGACGAAUAACGUGUCAGAAACGAACGGAGAGAUCACCUUCGGUGACAUCGACCGGAGCAAGUUUAUUGGUGACAUUCACUUUGUAGAUAUGACUACCACCUCUCCCUCCAGCAAUUUUUAUGGUGUCAACCAGACCGUCCAUUACGGGAGCACACCUAUCCUCAAUAAUAACGCUGGUGUCAUAGACACUGGUACCACCCUUCUCCUUCUGGCUACCGAGGCCUUCGAUGCGUACCAGCAGCUCACGGGUGCGGUGAUGGAUGAGAACCUAGGCCUACUGAGCAUCACCCCUGAGCAACUCGAGAACUUGCAGAGCUUAUACCUUAACGUCGGCGGC
Messenger RNA from Phanerochaete carnosa HHB-10118-sp, 1041 nucleotides. RefSeq lists its product as uncharacterized. The annotation marks the transcript as partial. Gene Ontology annotation, molecular function: aspartic-type endopeptidase activity. Gene Ontology annotation, biological process: proteolysis. NCBI's taxonomy places the organism in Eukaryota, Fungi, Basidiomycota, Agaricomycetes, Polyporales, Phanerochaetaceae. The record is from RefSeq and is a predicted model, not a curated record. The transcript is spliced from 8 exons.